Blastocystis hominis is the source of this 514-nucleotide messenger RNA. RefSeq names its product Ribosomal protein S17e. The coding region runs from base 46 to 483 and encodes 145 amino acids. Gene Ontology annotation, biological process: translation. Gene Ontology annotation, molecular function: structural constituent of ribosome. Lineage: Eukaryota; Bigyra; Opalinata; Blastocystidae. Gene Ontology annotation, cellular component: ribosome. The record is from RefSeq and is a predicted model, not a curated record. The transcript is spliced from 4 exons.
AGGAAUUCCGUUAGUCCUAUACAAUGGUAAGCUGCUUGUGCACACAUGCUAUUUGGAGGCUUUGUGGCUUCGUUUUCUUGGCGAGGUCGCGUGCGUACUAAAACCGUCAAGAGAACUGCUGCUACUAUUGUCGAGAAGUACUACCAGAAGCUGGCUUUGGACUUCGAGAACAACAAAAGAUCUGUCGCAGAGUGUGCCGAUCUUCCUUCCAAGAAGAUGCGCAACAAGAUCGCUGGAUAUGUGACUCAUCUGAUGAAGAGAAUUCAGAGAGGACCUGUGCGUGGAAUCUCCCUGAAGCUCCAGGAGGAGGAGAGAGAGCGUCGUCUGGACUACAUCCCUGCCGUGUCUGCUCUUGAGAAGGACCAGAUUGAGGUUGAUCAGGAGACUGCCGACAUGCUGAAGGCCAUGGAUGUGAAGAUUGCCGGACUGAAGACUGUCGGAAACAGAAGAUUCCGUGGUCACAGAAGAUCUCAGCAGAACUAAGUUGAUGUGUGGGUGAUUCCUCAAUGCUCAU